AAACUUGAUGCGUAGGUUAAACAUUUUCACUGUGCAACAAAGUUUUCAAACCGUUUGAUCUAUAACCAAUCAGUUAGUUUUUUAUAAUGUUGGUGUACAUUUUGUUGAUUGCUAUAAUAAGUUUACAAAACACAUCGGCGCAGAUUCCUUCGUUAACACACGACUGUCCGAAAGUUAAUGUAGUUCAAAACUUCAAUGUUUCCGCGUAUCUGGGAAAGUGGUAUGAACAAGAGAAAUAUCCCAUUAUUUUCGAACUCGGAGGCGAAUGUAUCACAGCUGAAUACACUCUAAAAGACGAUGGAACUGUUAAAGUUUUUAAUAAAAUGACCGUAGCUGGUUUUCCAUCGAGCAUAGAAGGAAGCGCAACACUCAAUUCUACAACUGGUGAAGCUAAAUUGGUGGUAACUUUUAAUGUACCAAUUGCUGUUCAUUCUCCUUACUGGGUUCUUAGCACAGAUUACACGAGUUAUGCAGUCGUUUGGUCCUGUCAAGACGUUCUAGUAGCUUCUGCAAGCACUGCUUGGAUUUUAACGAGGGAUCAGAAUCCGCCCAGGAGCUUAAUCGAAAAAGCCGAAAAUAUACUUAAACAGCAGAAUAUUUCCACCACUCCUUUGACAAAAACCAAUCAAAAUAAUUGCAAAAAAUAAUUUACCAAUUAUGAUGUCAUAAAAUACAACGAAAUAAUAAAUAUUACCUAAUGGUUCCUAUUAAUGCCUUAA
Molecule: messenger RNA, 719 nt
Organism: Phyllotreta striolata
Lineage: Eukaryota; Metazoa; Arthropoda; Insecta; Coleoptera; Chrysomelidae
Source: the annotation of a GenBank genome assembly